Saccharomycopsis crataegensis is the source of this 738-nucleotide messenger RNA. Its product is annotated as Tri1 protein. The transcript has a single exon. Gene Ontology annotation, molecular function: RNA polymerase I cis-regulatory region sequence-specific DNA binding. NCBI's taxonomy places the organism in Eukaryota, Fungi, Ascomycota, Saccharomycetes, Ascoideales, Saccharomycopsidaceae. Gene Ontology annotation, cellular component: nucleus; RNA polymerase I upstream activating factor complex. Gene Ontology annotation, biological process: transcription initiation at RNA polymerase I promoter; nucleolar large rRNA transcription by RNA polymerase I. The record is from RefSeq and is a predicted model, not a curated record. Bases 1 to 738 code for a protein of 245 amino acids.
AUGUCUUCAACUUUGCCACCUACGGAAUCCCCCGAUAAUUCUAGCAGUCUUCAGAAGUAUGUACCGAUGAUUGACGCAAUUCUCAGUGUAUCUGAUCUUCAUGAAGUCACGGUGAAGAAGAUUAGAAAUGCUCUUCAGGCACUUUUUGUGAUUGAUUUGGGACCCGAAAAGAAGCCCCUUGCUUCAUUGAUAAUGGAAAGAUACUAUAAGUUAGUUGAUGAACGAGAGUCCAAAGCUGCUACUAAAAAAAGUGAUGAUAAUGAUAGUGAUAGUGGUUUAGAAGGCGAUAAAAGUUCCAAUAAAAGAAUAAAAAGACAGAGAAAGAAAAAAAUUGAUGAUGAGAUUUUGGCUACAAAGCUUCAUGCUCUGUUGAACUCUAGAAAUCUUAGAAAAGCUCAUUCGUAUAUUUCUCCUCCACCACCACGACCUAAAAGAGGGGGAGGAAUGCCCCAGUCAUUGCUAAGUAAUGAGUUGAAGGCUUUCUUGAAUGUGGAUUGUCCGCUUCCUAGAACAGACAUCGUAAAACGGGUAUGGGCGUAUAUUAAAGAGCACGAUCUCCAGAAUCCAAAAGAUAGAAGAGAAAUCUUGUGUGAUGAAAAUAUGCGGCCUGUGUUUGGAAAAAAGGUAACAAUUUUCCUGAUGAAUAAAGUACUCUCUAAACACUUGUUUUCUGAGAAUGAAAUGACAUUCCGUACCAAUUCACCGAAAGAUCCUGAUAAUGACCCUGGGGAUGAUUAA